UUUACUUUGGGCAGUUGCUGCAUUGAUCCACUGAAUUUCUGUGCCAGUCCUUGAGAAGUCAAAGUAGAAAUUGCUCUAUGGCAGAUGCAUAACAAAAUUGGAACUGGCGGUUCCAACACUUGUAAUCAUUUGACACUUGCAUAAACCACUGAACAUAAAUCGGGCUCCCAGUUGCAGUAUCCAUUACAUGCCUUUUAGUGCUGGUAAUUGUGCAUGGUCACUUCUCUUAGCAUGCCAUGCCCAUGUAGCCAUAGAUCACGUGUUGCGCCCCAUAACAACAGAGUCAUGCCCCUAACAAAGCACAUUGUUAACUAGUAGUUUCUUUCUGUGAGUACAACCAUUUGUAAAUCUGUACAAGCUGUGUUCAGCUGCUUCAUGUAUGGACUAACUGUAGAUAUAGUUUACAAGGUACCAAAACUGUUUUGUAGUAUGAGCAUUGCAGGUCGUGGUGUUAGGUGGGACUACAAAACUACACUCUGAAUUCUCGAUGUUCUCAUGUUCCUUUUUUUUUUUGAAACGGAGGCAAAAGAUAUCCUUUCUAUCCAAGUAAAUAUUUGAACUAAAUGUUUUUAGCAUGAACUGCAUUACUUUGGUUUUAUUUGUCAUAAAUAUUUCCUCAGUUUGCUGAUCUAAUUAAAAUGUGCCUUGGUAUAACUUACAAGUAGUAGUUUAGUAGAGCACUCUUAGCUGGUGAAGCACUUAUAUAUGACACAAUUAGGGCCAGUUCUUUUGGGCGGCUUAAAAAAUAAGCUGCCUCUCCCCAGCUUAAAAAAUAAGCCGCUCCCAAAAUUCAUGGAGGCUUCUAGAUUAGUAAUCCCAUAACUAGUUCAGAAGUCCCAGUAAAUAAGGGAGGGGGCUUAUGACAAAAGCUAGGGAGGAGGCGGCUUAUUUUUUAAGCCGCCAAAAGAACUGGCCCUUAGUCAUACAAACUUUCCGUGCACCUUAAACUGUAACGCUUGGGGAAUGUGGCCUUGUAUGGAGAGACAGGGAUACUGAUACCCCAGGAGAUGUGCAAGGGUUGAGAGUUUGAGACCAUCGUGUGAAUCCAGCUAAUCGUAGUCGUGCGAUGAGAGACACCUCAUUGAUAAUAAACUAGAAAGAUUUUCCAUGGUCCAUGUUGCUCCAGCCUCCAUGCAUUCUCUUGAGUGGGAUGAGAGUAUUACAAUGUUCGUAAAUUCAAAUUUAAAACUGAUGCUUUGUGCAGUAUAAAAUGUGAAGGCGAAGGAUUCAGUCCUUGCUAGCAUCCCAAGUUAUUAUAUGUCAUGUUUCCUUUGGCCUAAGGAAUCCCUUAGUACGUUGGAAAAAUUGUUGAGGGCUUUUUUCUGGCAAGGCAAGAGCACAGUCAAGGGAGGCCAAUGCCUCGUUGCCUGGCAUUUUGUCACUCUCCCAAGAUCUGCAGGCGGUUUGGGCAUCAGGGACCUUCUUGCUCAUAACCAAGCUUUGCUCACCAAGUUUGCAGCUAGAGUUUUGCAGACCUCGGAAAUCCCCUGCUUUCAAUGGUUUGCCCAGCAGUACUGCAAGCUCUUUAUCCCUCUCAAAGGCUCAAAACCGUGACACGGCUAUAUGGAAAAACUUCAAACCUUUUAUUCCUACAGUGUUGGCAUCUUCCAAGUGUUCAACGGGUCCUGGCAAGCUUAUCUCCUUCUGGCAUGAUCUCUGGUUGUCAGCGGGGUGACUACGGUUCUUGUUGCCCGCCCUCUUCUCGUAUGCUAAAGAUGGUGCUUGCACGGUGGCCUCUCAGCUCUGCAACAACACCUGGUGCAUUCAACUGCACCCCAACCUGUCGGCCACUGCCGCCCAUGAACUGCAAAUGCUGCACUCUUUUCUACCCCAGCCUCCUACAGAUGCUGCAGUUUCCGGCUCAGACGUCAGAGUUUCUGCUAUACACCAUAAGCCACUGACUACUUCUCAAGUCUAUCAACUUUCUACCUUCAGAGGUGUGGCCUGUGAGUUCAGCUCCUGGAUUUGGGACAAGAUCAUGCCUCUGAGGUAUCGCGUCUUUCUCUGGCUGGCUUUUUGGGGUCGACUCAACACACGAGAUAACAUGAUUCGGAAACAUUGGUCCCUACUUACCGAGCACCAGGACUGUGACAUUUGCCCUGCCAGCGAGUCUGCCAGCCACAUUGUUCUGCGCUGCUUCCCGGCUUCUGUUAUCUGGGCCACGUUCCAUAUGAACGACCUUGCCUCUAGCUCCACGGACAUCGUUCAUUUUAUGCACAGAGCUCAGCAAGCUUGGAUCAACUCUAGAGGAGUGCACAUUCUUUUCGCUGCGGCGGCAGUUACUCUCUGGCACGCGAGAAACGACAGAAUCUUCAACAACAAAAGAUGGCCCCCGUCCUAUCUCAGAAGGGAGGUUCACGACGAAGUAAGUCAAGCAAGGCAGAAGGCUUCAACGAUGAAACACCGGCGACAAGAGCAGGAGUCGGCUCGUAGAGAGAAACUCAGGCAAGCUUUCCUCAAGAAGCGCCUUGACAAGUUGAUGGCUGAAAAGCAAGCAUCUUCAGCGAGUGAUGACCAACCAAAUAGCUAAUCGAGAUUUUGUAUGUCUUACACUUGUGCCCAGGAAGCAGUUGUUGUAGUUCAUGUGGUAAUGGUUCAUGCAACUGAAAAUGAGAAAACUUGCCCUGCAUGUGAUCUCUUGAUCUAGCGAAAUCAAAUUCAGAAAAUUGUCUUGGCAUGUACAGUCGGUUCAUCAUCAUAUUGUUAUACAAUUAUGCAACGUAGAUGCAAUUUGAAUCUUC
Molecule: messenger RNA, 2741 nt
Organism: Triticum urartu
Lineage: Eukaryota; Viridiplantae; Streptophyta; Magnoliopsida; Poales; Poaceae
Source: RefSeq, a predicted model, not a curated record